AUGGCGUCGCAACAAAUUCUCUUUGCCGAAACCAUAGCGGAAUCCGACUCAGACUCCGAGAUCGAAAGCUAUAGCAAUCGCGGGAACAAGCUCAAAAAGCAGGCACGGUUUGCCCGUCAAGGGCAAUUGGUCCCAAAUAAUGGCCCAAGUUCGUAUAAAGAGUAUGUCGAAUACGGUGGUGUCCGACGCCCGAUCCUAUAUCGCAAUCCCCCAUUAGUCGACGAGGAAGGAUACGAAAUAGAUAGCGACGAUGAAGAUGAGGAGCGCGUUCAAGAAGCAGAGGCCUCAGCGGCAGAGAUGAACCCUUACGCCAACAUACAAAUAGAGAGAAAACCGGUCUCUGUGGAGAGUCAGACAUCUCCUGACAUCGCUCUGCGGCGACUACACAUGGGUCCCAUGCGAAAUGAUGCGCAACAUUUGUUGGCGCUAUCCCAGGCGAUAUCGGCGCUUCCCAGAAUCACCAACGGCGCCGCACAACAGGCCAGCGGUGUCGAACAAGCAAAUGCUGUACCAGACACAACAUUCGAUGGCGAGCCCACGGAUAAGGACCCAGCAGAGGAUGCCGAUAUAACCAUGACGGACGCUGGAACUGCCGACCCAGAUGAUUCUCUCGUAGAGGAUGCCGACGAUAACGCAAAGGUUGAGGCCGAGAAGGACGGUGCCGGAACGGCUUCGAAUAUGCACAAUGGCGAGCAGUUACCAGCUGCACAGACCGACAAAAGAGAUUCCAUGGGUGAAGCGACAAACGGGGUCAAUGAGCAUACAAACGAACAAGGAACGAAUGAGACCGAGGUGGCCAGAGCUGAGGCCACUGCGAAACCUUCAGGCAGCGAUGCACAUCAACAAACGGAAUCAGCUGAGACAAUACGUGCAGAUGUGUCCAUGAUAUCCGACGGGGACGAUGACUUCAUACAUCCCAUGUUUCUUGCACCUUCAGGAGCAAGACCAGAUCGAGACAUCGGUUUGCCGGACCAAGAAGCGGAAGAUAUUCGGCGAUUACUAGCUCUCUACGUGCAGAAGCAGGAAGAGGUGUGUAGAGGGGCAAAGAGGCUGUUUCUAGGACUCCUCAAAGCCGAGCAGAUGCGGAAGAAUGUACUCCACUGGUCCAAGGCAGAAGCUCAUUCAGGGCUUAACCGAGACAUGUCGGACGGGGAAGAUUGGUACGACAAGGAGGAAUGGGGUCUCACAGAAGACCUCAAAAAGGGGCAGGAUGAAGAGGAAGAAGAUGUGCAGACAACUGGUAAAAAGACGAGAAACCGACGUCAAUAG
Molecule: messenger RNA, 1269 nt
Organism: Fusarium fujikuroi IMI 58289
Lineage: Eukaryota; Fungi; Ascomycota; Sordariomycetes; Hypocreales; Nectriaceae
Exons: 5
Coding region: 1-1269 (422 amino acids)
Biological process (GO): negative regulation of rDNA heterochromatin formation; negative regulation of silent mating-type cassette heterochromatin formation
Cellular component (GO): Rpd3L complex; cytosol
Source: RefSeq, a predicted model, not a curated record